This is a messenger RNA of Rhinocladiella mackenziei CBS 650.93, 1101 nucleotides long. RefSeq lists its product as uncharacterized. Gene Ontology annotation, molecular function: oxidoreductase activity, acting on the CH-OH group of donors, NAD or NADP as acceptor. NCBI's taxonomy places the organism in Eukaryota, Fungi, Ascomycota, Eurotiomycetes, Chaetothyriales, Herpotrichiellaceae. The record is from RefSeq and is a predicted model, not a curated record. The coding region runs from base 1 to 1101 and encodes 366 amino acids. The transcript has a single exon.
AUGCCCCACCCAGAAUUCAGUCCAAUCGCCCCUCCAUCCUUAAUCGUCGUAACAGGCGCCAAUGGUUUCGUUGCCUCCCACACAAUCCAAGUCCUCCUUCGUGCAGGUUUCCGAGUUCUCGCGACAGUCCGAUCAGAAAGCAAAGCAGAGGUGGUGCAGAAGACACACACGCAGCUUUCGCCGAAUGCAUCAAACCUUCUCUUGACGACUGUCAUCCCAGACAUCACCGAUCCAGAAGCAUACACCGCACUUUUCAACACCACGCAGCCCGUUGCCGUCCUGCACAUGGCAAGUCCGUUCGGCUACACCUCGACAGAUUGUGAGCGGGACUUGCUCCAACCGGCUGUCAGAGGCACCGAAGCCGUCUUGAAAGCCGCGGCGUCAACAUCAUCGGUGCGCAGGGUCGUCCAUACCAACAGCUUCGCAUGCAUAUACGACGCCAGCUUGGGACCUCGGCCAGGAUAUACAUACACGUCCAAGGAUUGGUGUCCCUUGACGUACGAGGACGGUGUGAGUGCGGCAAAUACGGCGGUGGCAUAUCGCGCCAGCAAGGCCGUCGCGGAGAAGACGGCUUGGGCGUUGGUGGAAACACUGGCUUGUGUCUUUGAGCUCGUUAGCCUAUGCCCGGCCAUGGUCUUUGGGCCGUUCCUGGAAACGCCGCACUCGCUUCCAUCAAGCCUGCAGGAGCUGAACACCAGUAAUCGAAUGAUCUGGGACGUCGUGAGCGCCGGCGAAGACAACCCUGUGCCGCCGACGAAGGGCCCAGUGUGGAUCGAUGUGCGCGAUGUCGCAGAUGCACAUGUGAGAGCUCUGACGAUGCCGGAAAUGCGUGGGCGGCGCCUCCUGCUUGCCAAAGGGACGUACUGUAACCAGGAGAUUGCGGACGUGGCGCGUGAGUUGGCAGGAAAGCAGUCCCAUCGCAUCCCGAUAGGAAAUCCUGGAUCCAGAGAGUCGGCCACACAUUUCGCUGUAGAUGCAAGCCGCGAGGAGAUGGAGCUGGGAGGGAAAUGGAGAGGAUUGCGAGAGUCGCUUGAGGAAUUAGUCCCACAGUUGUAUCGGAUCGAGGCAGCAAUGGACGGUGACGUGAUUUCGGACACGUAA